UCUAAUCAAAACUAUUUUAAACUGUGUUCAAACAAGUUUAAACCUUCCAAUAUUUAAAAGUUGAUCACAGGUGACAAUUCUGAAGACUGUGGAAAUAAUUACAUGACAGUGCUAAAUAAUUAAUAAGAUCUGAUGAUUCUAACAUAUAUUCUAUUUUAAAAAAUGAGUCAUGGUCAUAUUUACGCAAUAUCGCUUACUAAUUUAGUCAAGGAGACGUGACUAUGAGAACAUUGUGCUCUUAUCAAUGUGAUGUCGAGGAGUACUAAAGUGUGAUUUGUAUAUGGUUUACAUUAUUGCUCAAAUGAUUGGACUGCCAAAGAUGUUCUCUUAUUAAUUUACAAAUACAAGCACAUUGAGAUAAUAAUGUCUAUACAAAAUAACACUCAAUCGAUGGGAUCAUCUAAUGUAGUAUUCAACACACAAACAAGAUUUGACACCACAUAUGUGAAGACCAAACAGGGUGUCAUUAAAAUUGUUGAAAUUAUCCUUGACUUGCUAGGCUUUAUAUGUAUUCAGUCUUCUGCAUUCUGGUCCAACUGGCGUGGAGUUUAUUUUAAUGUGACUGCCCACUUGGGGCUGUGGUUUUCUGUGAUACUUCUUUUACUGUAUAUGUUCCACUUAAUAGAAAAGUAUCAUAAUAUUAAAUGGCUACAUAUAGAAAUGAUUGGAUGUGGAGUUGUAACAUUCCUUUACCUCAUAGCAUCUACAAUUGUGGUAGCUUUUGGAACGGCUACAUAUUCUGCAGCAGGGUUCUUUGGUUACCUAGCUAUGGUGUUGUAUGGGUUUGAAGCAUUCACCAAAUUUCAAGCAAUAAAGUGUGGUGAAUUGGCACAAGGCAGCCGUGUAAUAACUAAACAGACACAUGUGACUACACCCUGAACAUUACCUUAAGAUCUAAACCAGAAAAAUGUAUUUUUUAUAUAAAAUAAUUAUAACUAAUGCAGCCACAAAUAAAGGUUUGUUAUUGAAUUGAAAACUUAAAAAUAGCAACAAAAUGCUUUGUUUUAUAGAGAAUUUACUUAACACAAUCAAUAAUUUGUUAUCAUUGUAUGCCUAAAUAUUUUUUAAUUUAACUUAGUUUAAUUUUAAUAAUAUGACUAUGAUUUACUACUGAAAAUUAGUUCAUACAUCACUGUUUCUUAUAAAUCAGGCAGACUUUUACUAAAAGUAUCCAUGGUUUGUUAAAAGUAACAAGUUUUAGUAUAUAAGAUUAAAAUGUUUACCAAAGCUUCUGCCUUAAGUAUUGUGUAUUCUCUUAUGUCCGCCUAUUGUCACAAUCACACUGAAUAAUAAAUAUUAUACAAAACUGAAAGGCAUUUAUAGAAUUUAAGUUUAAUGUAUUUGUGCAUCCAUUGUACUUAGGAAAAAUGGCAAUCUUUAACUUAUCAUGUGGCUUGAUUGUAAUUGGUCUUAAUAUGCUGUUGAUCAAUAAAGAUCAGCUGCUGAGAUGCUUUAUUGAUCAACAGCACAAUGUAGUAUUCUAACACUCAAGAUUUUUAUAUUCAACAGCAUUUCAUAUAUCAUAAACACUUAACUUUUGGUUACAUGUUAAACAGAGUAUUCUUAAAAGAUAAUUAGAUUAAAAGUCGGUAGUCACACAAUAAGUCAACACUUAUGUAAAUAUUCUCGUGAAUGCUCUAUAACUAACUAAAAUGUAUAUAAAAUUAUUUUGAAAGAAUUUUCAUUCAUAUAAUAUUAUAAAUUAUUAUAGCCUAUAUGCUUACACUAUGCUUAAAAAAAUUGUCCGUCCUCAGCUCAGUCUCAUAUUAAAUAUUGUGUAUAUUUUGUAUAACUUUUAUUAACACUUAUAUUGAACUUGUAGAUAUUUUAGCAAUUUUUUGUAUAAAAUUUAAUAUUAAAUGUUUCUAAAAUGUAUGAAGUAAAAUUACAUAUACAUGUUAAAUGCAUGUGUGUUAAGUGAAGCAUGUAAAAAAGAAAUUGGUAUGUUUGUAAAUUAUGACAAGAUUAAUUUAAAUAUUCAUUAGUUUAUAAUCUUACAUUUACUUGAAAUGAAAUAGUACUUUACAAUCUCAAGUUACUGCUCAGUAUGUACAAAGCUCUGUUUGACAAUUCAUCCUGUAAUUUAUUUAACAAAAUAAAACAAUUUAUUACUUUUUGA
Molecule: messenger RNA, 2119 nt
Organism: Pieris brassicae (large cabbage white)
Lineage: Eukaryota; Metazoa; Arthropoda; Insecta; Lepidoptera; Pieridae
Product: plasmolipin-like
Exons: 5
Coding region: 364-879 (171 amino acids)
Cellular component (GO): membrane
Source: RefSeq, a predicted model, not a curated record